AAUUUUGCUCGUUCACGCGCCAUGUUUGUUGCUCUCGAUCAGCUGUCGGCGCACGGUGGAAAUAAGAAUUGACCAUUUAAUAACACGAGCGCCAAAAACUGUCGACAUUCGGCCGAAAUAUCGGGUGUUUGCUCAUGAAAAUCUUUCGACACGCGCGUUGGACGAGAUGAUGCCACGUCCUCGUCAUCUCCAUCUCCACGGAGUAGAGCACUGAGCGAAACAAACAACCCUUUGGCGGUGUGCUUUCAUCACUACAAUUUGCUCAGUGCACUCACCAGACUGAGAUUUUUCCGUAAUAAUUAUGCAUCACAUCCGACGGUGCUCGACCAGAUUUGGCUUCUUGCUGACCUCCACCAACGCCAGCGAAAUCCGCACUCCGGCCUGCUCUUUUCACAGUGGCAAGCAAAUCGCUUCCAAAUGGAGAAAGCCCGAGGAUCUCGGACACACGAUGAUCCUGGUCCAGGACGGCUGCGAGAUCAACGAACUGCCCGUUAUAGUGAGAAAGGUGAACGACGUGAUAAAUUUCAGCACAACCUCAAAGGUUCCGCCAAAAGAUGCUCCAGUGAACGAGGAGCACGAGGAAGAGGCCGUGAGUGCCAUUGACCGGUGUCACACCCUCAAGUCGGUCUACUCGCUGCUGGAGAUCUUGCCAAAGGAAGAGGUGACGCCCGUGAUCUCCGUGCACGCGCUGAAACGAAUCCUCGACCUGGAGAACAACCACCAGUUCCGCAACCAGGAGACCAGCAAGGACGCCAACUUCACGCGGGCGGCGGUGGUCAGCGAGCUGAUUGACAUCGUGGCCACCGGCAAGGAUGACGCGGCGGUGGUCAAGGCGCUAAGGAUCGCUGUGCGAGACCUGUCUGGCUGCCAGGAGCACAAGGACAGACUGAAGAAUGAGGUGCUUGUGCGCGCCACCGAGAACAAACUGAGUCUGAGCCUUUUGUGCGACGCCGUGCGCUCCUUCUCGCACCUCCGCUCGGACGACGUGGACAAACUGUGGGUGGGUUUCGUGUCCAGGGAGGCGGACAUCUCGGAAAACAACGUCCUUGACAUGUUCAGGGUACUGCCCUUCCUCAAGGAGAGCAGGCAGGCUAUCUUCCAGAUCCUUGAGCGGAAGAUGAUCGGCCCGACUGGCUUCUGGUGGCAAAUCUCGCCCCGCCAGCCGAUUGUCGGCGAGAUUCUGGCUCUGAUGAAGUCAUCAAGACUGUCUUCGGUGCGGCUGCUUGCCGCGCUUAGCAAGUGGACCAACAUCAACAUUCACCUCAUCAAGCCAGACCAUCUCAACUGCAUCAUCUCGGCCAUUUCUUCCCACAAUUAUUCGGAUGAGGCACUCAAAGUUGCGCUCGAGCGAUUCGUCAAAGCCAACCAAAAGAAGAUUAAACCCCAAGCGCAGCAAAGCCUCUACGCCAACAUAAUGGCCCACAUCAUGAAAUUCAGGCACCGGUCUGACGUGAUUCUCGACUGCGGCGCCAACUUCUUCGUGCGGUGCUCCAACCUGACGCCGACGCAAAUCACGCACUACCUAUCAGCAUUCGGCCACCUAAACUACCAGCCGAAAAACGCGGAGGCCUUCUGGAUGCACCUGGAGUCGGUGCUGGACGCCAAGUUCGCACAGUUCAAGCCGUCGGACGCACUGGACACGCUGCUCUACUGCAUCUACCUGCAGAAGCACCCACUUAACUUCGUCUCCAGGGUGUUCAACCCGAACUUCCUGGACAGACUGUCGGACGACUCGAUGGCGCAAGCGCAGCCCGAGGCGACGCUGAUCGUCAACCGGAACAAGCUGCAGGCGCUGGACGCCGCGCUCACUCUCGAGUGUCCCAAUACCUACAACGGCCCGCUGCUGCCUAAGAACCCGGUCAGGCCGAUCUGGCAGGAUGGCCGCAUUCGCAGCAUGAGCUUCUACCUGCGCGACCUCCUGUCCAACUCUGACAGACAGGCCGCCAAUUCUGUGCUGCUUAGCGAUCUGCCCGCUAUCGAAUUAUUCCUCGUCGACCUCGUCGUCCAUCCCACGGUGAGCGGCUGGAACAAGAAGCUGAGCAACGUGGACCGCUCGCAGUGCACAGUCCUGCUAAUCCACGUGCCUGAGCAUUACAGCAGAGAUGGCAAAGAACUUACCGGACCGCAGGUCUUGCGAAAGCGGAUUUUCAUGUCGCUCGGCUUUGAGGUGGUCGAUUUGAACUAUGACACCCUCAACAGACUGAAAGUGCAUCCCAACGCCAUCAGGCAGCACGUGGAAAAAAUGUUGCAGGCCAACAGAAAGGACAAUGGCACCAAGUGAUUUUUUGAAAUGUUGCAACUAGUCAGUUAAAAAACUAAUAAAUUUCCGAAUUUCCCUAGUGUUAAUUAUUGCAUCUUUAAUUAUAUCCUAACA
Cloeon dipterum is the source of this 2374-nucleotide messenger RNA. Its product is annotated as FAST kinase domain-containing protein 3, mitochondrial-like. The transcript has 4 exons. The record is from RefSeq and is a predicted model, not a curated record. NCBI's taxonomy places the organism in Eukaryota, Metazoa, Arthropoda, Insecta, Ephemeroptera, Baetidae. The coding region runs from base 302 to 2281 and encodes 659 amino acids. Gene Ontology annotation, biological process: regulation of mitochondrial mRNA stability.